Messenger RNA from Sphaeramia orbicularis (orbiculate cardinalfish), 1301 nucleotides. It is a transcript of the gene pxdc1b, whose product is annotated as PX domain containing 1b. The coding region runs from base 467 to 1168 and encodes 233 amino acids. The transcript has 5 exons. Lineage: Eukaryota; Metazoa; Chordata; Actinopteri; Kurtiformes; Apogonidae. The record is from RefSeq and is a predicted model, not a curated record. Gene Ontology annotation, molecular function: phosphatidylinositol binding.
GGAAACUGUGCUGACAGAAAAGCAGCCGAUUCUCCAGACAGUGUGGAGUGAAAUGUUUUGGAUUUAGGAAACUCUCUGCAGACGCGCAAGAAAAGGGGCGCAGCACUUCUCGCGGUUUAAGGCGCUUUACGCAGGAUCACGGAAAAGAAAAAAUCGACUGCUGAGGGUCAGAUUUGUGACACAAAUUGCAGAACCUAUUUUUUGGGGGCGUUAUCUUUGUCUCUAAAGUCUGUUUUUUUUUUUUUUUUUUUCUCAAAUUAUGCCACGUUUGAGAUUACGCAUGUGAUGGGCUGAGCGUCCUCCUCCUCACAUUACGCACAGACCAGACACAGCGACCGACGAGAGAAAAGUUGCAGAAGUUGUUUUCCUGUGUUUCCUUGUGCAUUAUUCGGAACAUUUCCUUGGUCUGAAGUUCUGGUGCCUGCUGUCCCGACCCGCCCCAGCAUGCUGGACUGAGGUCUGAGGAAUGGCAUCGGCUGUGUUCGAAGGGACGUCUCUGGUCAACAUGUUUGUCCGGGACUGUUGGGUCAACGGGAUCCGGAGACUCAUCAUCAGCCAGCGGGGAGAGGAAGAGGAGUUCUUCGAGAUCAGGACUGAGUGGUCCGACAGGAAUAUUCUGUAUUUGCAUCGGAGUUACGCGGAUUUGGGUCGGCUGUUUAAGAGACUGGUGGAGUCUUUUCCAGAGGACAGAAGAGAUCUGUCCAAGUGUCCACUGAUAGAAGGUCUGGUGAAAAUCAAAGAGGCACAUGACAUAGAGGAGAAACUGAACGAGGUGGAGAGGCUACUGAAGAAUGCAAUCAACAUGCCGUGCAAAUAUUCCAGGUCAGAGGUGAUGUUGACAUUCUUUGAGCGCUCGCCGUUGGACCAGGUCCUGAGGAACGACAAAGUCCACAGAAUCCAGCCCUGUUUUCAGAGUCCGAUCAAGAUAUCAGAAAUCAUGCGAUCCAAUGGAUUCUGCUUGGCCAAUACAGAAACGAUUGUGUUUGAUCAUAAUCUUGAAGAGGAAAAAGAGAGACCUUCAUCCACGGACUCUGCAGAACAUACGUAUGAGGAUGGAACAGAGUUUUUGCCAUUGGAAGCAGAUGUGUGUGAUGAGGAAACAGAAGCAUAUGUCACCAACCUUUCCUAUUACCACCUGGUUCCAUUUGAGACCGACAUCCUGGAGUGACACAAUAGAUGGACAUCUGAUGCUAUCGUUAAGAAAUACGCACCCUUAAAUGGAACCUAGCUAUCCACUUAUUAAGGGAACAUGCUGCAUGUAGCUGUUAUCUCAAUGUAUGUACACAUGUACAAUACACACA